Messenger RNA from Eufriesea mexicana, 717 nucleotides. RefSeq lists its product as uncharacterized. The record is from RefSeq and is a predicted model, not a curated record. Bases 1 to 717 code for a protein of 238 amino acids. NCBI's taxonomy places the organism in Eukaryota, Metazoa, Arthropoda, Insecta, Hymenoptera, Apidae. The transcript is spliced from 3 exons. Gene Ontology annotation, biological process: DNA integration.
AUGGUUAAUCCAAAGUUCCUUCAAAUCGUUGGUGGCAAUUCCUUUAAUGCGCAGGUCAAGAAGGGCCGAAAAUCUAGCACGGCAGACAGCCAAGGGAAGAUGCUAACCUUGAGUGGAAUCGGAAAUGUCACUGUCAAAGAAGCCUCCAGCAAUAAUAAUUUGAAACUGAAGAAUGUAUUGAACAUACCAGAAUUGAAUUCCAAGUUAUUUUCACUAGCGAGGAUAGCUGACCAUGGCUACGAUGUAAGCUUCAAUAAAUAUGGAGAAAUAAGGACUGCGGCAGUACCACCGGUAAGUGAGGUAAGGCGCAAACAAUUGCAACAUGCACAUAAAGGUAUCGUAGAAGGAAUGAAAAGAGGAAAUCAGGAUUUCGGGACGGAUAGUUCGUGGAAAAGGGUAUGCGAACCAUGUGCACAAGGAAAAGCAUGUAAAAAGCCGCAUCCGGGAUAUAAUGCUACAUGGACGAAUCGUACUUUAGAGCUAUGGCGUACAGAUUUGGUAGGCCCAAUCAAACCCUCGGGUUAUGGAAAGAAAAAUUCCUUAUUAGCUGUCGUCGGUGAUUAUUCGAGAGUGAUGUUUAUGCAACUUCUGUGGGAUAAGGGAGAAGCUGCAGAAGAAUUAAAAGACAUAAUGGAAUUGAAGGAAGAUCAGACGGAACUGCGGUUGAAGGGGAUUAUGUCAGACAAGUUUCGGGAAUAUUUAGGAAAAGAAUUAUAG